AUGACCAGAGGUUCAACUUUAGAUAGAAAAUCAAGGGUUUUGAAUCCACAACGUUUUAUUCGAAAUGAAAGAGAUAGUUCGAAACUAAAUAUCGAUGAGAUUAAUUUGUUUUUGGAGAGUGAUCCAAAAAGGUCUAAAUUGACACACUCUUUAAUCGAUCAACUCGUUAAUGAUCCAGUUUUAAAAACUGGCAUGGAUUAUUACGAAAUGACAAAAAAUGAAGAAAGAGAAGUGACAGCUAAAAAAAUUGCCAGGAUGGCACAAUAUAUGGAAAAUGAUAUUAAAACUCAGAGAAAUUUCUUUAGAAAUGAAGAUUUAAUUAAAAAAUUACAAAAUGAUCCAAAUUCAAUCGAACCAUUAAGUAAUAAUGAUGUAGAAAUCUUUGAUAAAAGAUUAUCAUUAGUUGCUAAUAUCGACCCACAAUUAAGCACAAGAAUUGGUGUUCAUUUAGGGUUAUUUGGAAACUGUAUCAAAGGAAACGGUACAGAUGAACAAAUAAAAUACUGGCUUCAAGAAAGAGGAGCUACAUUUAUGAAAGGUAUUUAUGGGUGUUUUGCAAUGACAGAAUUAGGUCAUGGGUCAAAUGUGUCUGGUUUACAAACUACCGCAGUGUAUGAUCCUGUCAGUGAUACAUUUACAUUAAAUACACCCGAUAUUACUGCAACUAAGUGGUGGAUUGGUGGUGCUGCCAGCUCCGCCACUCAUGCUGCUGUUUAUGCAAGAUUACUUGUGAAUAACAAAGAUUACGAAGUUAAAACCUUUGUCGUCCCAUUAAGAAAUCCAGAAACCUUUCAAUUAUUAGCUGGUGUUGCAAUUGGUGACAUUGGAGCAAAAAUGGGUAGACAUGGGAUUGAUAAUGGAUGGAUUCAAUUUAGAAAUGUUGUCAUUCCAAGAGAGUACAUGUUAUCCAGAUUUACUAAAAUUAAUAGAAAAACGGAUAAUGAAGGUGGCAUUGAGGUAACCGUAAAGACAGAACCACAAUUAGAUCAAAUUUCUGGCUAUAGUGCUCUAUUAAGUGGUAGAGUUAAUAUGGUUAUGGAUUCAUUUAGAUUUGGCUCGAAAUUUGUCACUAUCGCAACUCGUUAUGCUGUUGGUAGACAACAAUUUGCCAACUCACCAAAUGAAGAAGAAAAUCAAUUAAUGAAUUACCCAUUACAUCAGUACCGUAUCCUGCCACAAUUAGCACUCGUCUAUUUGCUAUCACCAGCAGCAUUUAAAUUAAUGGAUACAUACUACAACACAUUAAAUGAAUUGUACAGGGUCUCCGCAAAAGCAGACGCUAUAGACCCAGCAGCGUUACAAACUGUCACAAAAAAAUUAAAAAAUCUAUUUAUUGAUAGUGCUAGUUUGAAAGCAACGAAUACUUGGUUAGUGGCAACGUUAAUUGAUGAAUUAAGACAAACUUGUGGUGGUCAUGGUUAUUCUCAAUAUAAUGGAUUCGGCAGAGGUUAUAAUGACUGGGUUGUUCAAUGUACAUGGGAAGGUGAUAAUACAAUUUUAUCAUUAACUUCUGCUAAGUCAAUAUUGAAAAAGUUUGGUGACGUUGUAUCAAAAGGUAAAUUCAACGAGAAAUUUGAUUCCGAUUCUUUUAAUUAUUUAAACCCAAGGUUUGUUCAAAGUGUAUUAACAAAUCAAGUUAAGGCUAAUUUAACGGAUGAUCCAAAAGAUGCUUACAAUUACACUGAAGUAUGGGAAGUAUGUUUAGUAAAGCUUUUAGCUCACAUAGGCAAAACAAUUAAAAAGACCAAGAAAGUCGAUGAUGUUUCAAAAUUAUUAGUCGUUGUAUCCAAAUUUCACGCAAUUCAUUAUAUGUUAAAAACCUAUUAUCUAAAAAUCUCAUCUCAAAAAGAUUCUCAUAUCAAUGAUAAAGAUAGCAACGAAACUUUAUGGAAGUUGUAUAAAUUGUUUUCUCUUUAUUUUAUUGAUAAACAUGCUGCUGAAUUUCAACAAUUCAAGAUUUUUACUCCAGAUGAGAUCUCCGUAACAGUUCAACCAAACUUGUUUGCAUUAUUACCUGAAAUAAGGAAAGAUUGCAUUGUGCUAACCGACAGUUUCAAGUUGCCUGACGCAAUGUUAAACGCACCAAUCGGUUACUAUGAUGGUGAUAUUUAUAACAACUACUUCAAUGAGGUAAAGAAAAGUAAUCCUAUCGAAAUUGAUGGAGCUGGAAAACCUCCAUACCAUGAACUAUUAUCUACAAUGUUGGGAAGAAAUUUUGAAGUAGAUAGUCUGGGUGGGUCUGCCACUUCAGAAAUUUUAGCAAGGCUUUCCUUGUAA
This is a messenger RNA of Tetrapisispora phaffii CBS 4417, 2277 nucleotides long. RefSeq names its product acyl-CoA oxidase (gene POX1). The coding region runs from base 1 to 2277 and encodes 758 amino acids. The transcript has a single exon. Gene Ontology annotation, cellular component: peroxisome. Gene Ontology annotation, molecular function: FAD binding; acyl-CoA oxidase activity; fatty acid binding. Lineage: Eukaryota; Fungi; Ascomycota; Saccharomycetes; Saccharomycetales; Saccharomycetaceae. Gene Ontology annotation, biological process: lipid homeostasis; fatty acid beta-oxidation using acyl-CoA oxidase. The record is from RefSeq and is a predicted model, not a curated record.